AUGCCGGCGGCGAGCGCAUUGUUGCUGUUUUCAGCGCUGGCCAUCGUCGAUGCAGAGUUUGUAUAUUACGAUUUUAAUGGAACUACGGGAUUAAUACUAAACGGCAAGGCUGCUACGAGCAGCUGUGCACCGUUCAAGCCUACUGCCUACUCAAAAUUCGCCGGCGCUGCUGAUGCUCGCGAAGCCACAUUGGAAGUCACUCUGACCGAGCAACUUGAAGCGAUUCGCCUUGAGACAAGAGACACGGAGAACCACAUGACAAGUGGGCGGAUCGCAGUAGAGACUGCCAUGUUGGGUCAUCGUGACGCUUUUGAAGCUAGCGAGGAGAAGCUUCGAUGUCCUGUGCGACUGCGUCUCACUGCCUCGCAGCCACAUCAAGUCUCGUCGGUUUGGUAUGCGCAGCCACUCCCAGUUCUCCAAGGAUUCGAGACGAGGUUCACUUUCCAGAUCACUGACCAGUCGAGACGUUGUUUCGAAGUGAAAGAUCAGAACUUUGGCCUCCACGAGUAUCGGAGCUGUGCAGUUCAUGGUGGUGACGGGUUUGCGUUUGUGUUGCACUCACACCAAAACCGUACGGCGACAUUAGCGGCUGGAGGAUCAAAUAUGGGGUUCAAAGGGAUUCAAAACUCACUAGCUAUUGAGUUUGAUACCUGGUUUAACGAUGAAAAAGCUGGAGAAGAUGUCUUCUAUGAUCACGUGGCAAUCUACUCUCGUGGUCAAAACAUUAAUACAGACGCUGAAAGCGCACGAAUCUCUGCAGCUGCUGUGCAUGACUUGGCCGAUGGCAAGGUGCACGUGGUCAAGAUCCGAUAUUAUCCAGAGCUGAAGUAUAACUACGUGCCGUAUUUCUCUGCGACUACAAAUUUAGUCAAGUUCAUAAAGGACGUGUCUGAAGGUCGAAGGGUGGGAACUCUCUUGGUGUUCAUGGAUGAAGGGAUCAAAAACGAUAAACCCAUUUUGGCUAUCCCUAUUAAUCUGGCGGCGACGUUGAGGUUGGAUUCCGAUGAGGCAUUCGUGGGUUUCACGGCAUCAACCAGUAGCUCAUGGCAGAAGCAUGACGUGCUUGGCUGGUACUACUGCACAGAGCCACCUUGUCUGGAUCAGUACGACACCGAGAUGACAUUCGACUUCGACUACAAUGAGCAGUCGAUGCUUUCCACUGCUUCACACAGCAACACUCUUUACCCCAUCUUUAUCUACCCGGACACGGUGUCGUGGGCCAAACGACAGGCCUAUUUUGCUUCCAACCAGAAGGUCGGACUCGUAUCGUGACAUUGUAGCGUGAUUUUCGCAGCGGAAACAAAUCAUUACAUGCACCCAAAAUAUAAAAUAUGG
Phytophthora nicotianae INRA-310 is the source of this 1335-nucleotide messenger RNA. RefSeq lists its product as hypothetical. Lineage: Eukaryota; Oomycota; Peronosporomycetes; Peronosporales; Peronosporaceae. The record is from RefSeq and is a predicted model, not a curated record. Bases 1 to 1272 code for a protein of 423 amino acids. The transcript has 6 exons.